Molecule: messenger RNA, 3233 nt
Organism: Cynoglossus semilaevis (tongue sole)
Lineage: Eukaryota; Metazoa; Chordata; Actinopteri; Pleuronectiformes; Cynoglossidae
Gene: rbm24a
Product: RNA binding motif protein 24a
Exons: 4
Coding region: 422-1120 (232 amino acids)
Biological process (GO): regulation of alternative mRNA splicing, via spliceosome; positive regulation of myotube differentiation; mRNA stabilization
Cellular component (GO): cytosol; nucleus
Molecular function (GO): mRNA 3'-UTR binding
Source: RefSeq, a predicted model, not a curated record
AGGAGCUCCAGUGUUUCACAGUCACUGUGCAGGCUUCCCAGCUGUUUGUGUCCCCUGGUGGGCGGGCAGCAGCGAUGGGCUGAAAAGUUGGGUGGAGUUAGUUGAUAGCAGCAGCGCUUUUAGGAAUGGGUCCUAAAGCUGUUUGGUGAAGGCAGCAGAGUCACCAAGAAGAGCUGGAAAACACCUGAUGAUCUCUGUGGGACAAUCCGCUCCAUAUCACGCCACUCUUGGAAGAGAAAUCUACCUCCAGGCUCCACUUCUGUCUAAGUUAUUUCUGUUUUAUCUUCUGAAGAAGAGACACAGAGCCAGCUGAUAUCUCCUUCUCUGCUCUUCUUAUCCAAAGAUCUAUUGAUAAGGAGACGUUGCACUAUCCUUGUUUUUCAUUUUGUCCUUAUUUAUUGUUUCAAUUUUUGCACUAACGAUGCACACCACGCAAAAGGACACGACCUACACGAAGAUUUUUGUCGGGGGUCUGCCCUACCACACCACAGACUCAAGUCUCAGGAAAUAUUUCGAGGUUUUCGGGGACAUUGAAGAGGCAGUGGUCAUCACCGACCGACAGACGGGCAAGUCUCGGGGUUAUGGAUUCGUGACGAUGGCAGAUCGCUCAGCGGCAGACCGGGCCUGCAAGGACCCUAACCCCAUCAUUGAUGGCAGGAAAGCUAACGUCAACCUGGCCUACCUGGGAGCCAAACCUCGAGUGAUGCAGCCAGGUUUUACAUUUGGCGUUCCCCAGAUUCACCCUGCCUUCAUACAAAGGCCUUAUGGCAUACCGGCUCACUAUAUGUACCCCCAGGCCUUUGUGCAGCCCAGUGUGGUCAUCCCUCAUGUGCAGCCUGCAGCCGCUGCACCAGCCACUGCUUCAUCCCCCUACCUGGACUACACCGGCGCCGCCUACGCACAAUAUUCUGCAGCAGCGGCCAGUGCUGCAGCAGCCGCUGCGUACGAGCAGUAUCCCUACGCCGCGUCACCUGCAGCUGCAGGAUACAUGACCACCGCCGGCUACGGCUAUGCAGUCCAGCAGCCUUUAGCCACAGCCACCCCGGGCUCUGCCGCCGCUGCAGCUGCUGCUUUCGCUCAGUACCAGCCUCAGCAGCUGCAGACCGACCGCAUGCAAUAGCAGCCGCUGCAAGUGCAGGACGUUGAGAGAGAGGAGGCCUGCGCCCAGCCACCAGUGAUGCAUCAGGAGGCAGAUCCAAGACAAAAGGAAGCAGGAGUGGCUUUAACGGUGGACGUGCCACCCAGUGACUCCGACAGGCAGUGGCGUUACGAAUACGACAGUGAUCACGACGGUGAUGGUGAUAGUGAUGAGAAUAGUGAUGAUAAUGGUGGUAAUGUUUUACCAUAACGUUCCAACUUGCUGUGCUUAAACCAAAAAAAAAUAUAUUUGAAAAUGGAAAAAAAAAUGCAGAACAAAACAUGAUAAGGUGAUUUACAUUUACUGUUGCUACUCCUUUAGUUAUUAUUAUAAUUAUUACCAUUAUUUUAUUUGUAGUAUAGUUCUUAUUUCUAGAGAGCAAAUGCAGGAACUAAUCCCUGUGGUGGAUGUAGGUGUUCAACUAAGUCCUAUUGCUGUUUUAACGUUAGUGUAAAGAAGAACUGUUCUCCUUUGGUUAUUUGACGCCCUCUUAACAUUUAUAUUUAUUAUUAUUAUUGUUGUUAUUACACUAUGAGGGCUCUCUUUGUUUGUUUUUAUUCUAUUCAAAUGCAUUUUUUUGGAAUUAAUAUUUUCUGAUAAUCAGGGAAAUGGAACUUUUUGCAACAUGUUAGCUAUUAUGAUGUGACCGCUGUCAGGAAGUGGAGGAGUCAGAGCUCGUUGUGUCACACAUUUGAAGAACUAUAUCUUUUUAUCUUCCUGAUGCUGAAUGUCCCUUUUUUUUACUGUGCAUCUCAACCUCUUGACCUAUGCAAAGCAAACAAAUCACCAGAAGACAAAAAAGGAGAAAAACACAUAGAAAAAAAAAGACAGAAAAAGUCACCAACCCUGACUUGACUCUUGGACUAAUGGUGGACUUGGCAGAGAAAACAAAGGCACUGAAAACAGCUCCAGACAAUGAGAAACACUAAAUCAGUUGUUUUUUUUCCACGUGUUUUCACUCACACCUACGCCGACACAUGCGUCCAGAGUUGCACACAUCGCAGUUGCAGACAAAGGCAGCACAGUGGUGUUUCUCUGUGCCUCAGAAACGGAGAGAUAGAGGAGGGAGGAAAGCGAGCAGCUGCUGGGGGGGUGAGCAGAGCUGGUCCUCUCAGAACAGACGGACCACUCUGGAAAGAACGCAUCACUUGUGCUCAUUUGUUGAGCUGUCACUUUUUAAUCCCCAACUGGGCCUGUUAGGGAACCAGCUCUACACCCCUCUCCACCCAAAACUGCCCCCGCUCCAUGGCUGAGUGCCCCCCCCAUCCUGCACCAACUAUUGAGCCCUAUCACUGUCAGCACUUCCACCUCUGUGCUUCUGUACCCCAGUGGUCACCACAAUGGUCCGUGUGCCUUAUGUUGUUUUUUUCUGCUAUUUAAGAGGAAGAAAAUAUGCAGAAGAGAAGAAUUUACUAUUUAAGAUAUUUAUUUUUUUGAGGGUUGAAGAUGUUGAUGCUCUGAGAGUAGACACCUAGAGGCGGUACUGUAUUAUUAAUACCUUUGUUGUACUCAUCUCAAGACUAUAUAAGUUAUUGAUUAGUAGUAGUAAUGCCAUUACUAUUAUUAUUAUUAUACUUAUUGUUAACAUACUCAACCAAAAUGUUGAUGUAGAACUUAUUUAAGAUGUGCACUGUAAUUUUAUUUUUUAUCUCCUUUGAUCCUCUAGAGUACUAGUACUUCAUGCCUGUUGUAUAGAAAUCCUUGAUCUAAACGCAGUCCUGUUUGCUUGCAGAAUGAUCUCUGCCUCCUCUGUGUUUAGAUGGAAGGAAUAAAAUAUUAAUAACUUUUACAAAAAAAAAAAAAGCAACAAUGCUGCCUUUUCCACCAGAAUGUAUAGUUUUUUUCAGUAGUCGUGCUUCUUCCUCUGCUUCAUACGGGCUAUUUUACACUGUUGGGAAUUUUAUACUUGAACUAUUUCUUACAAGGGAAAUAUGAUAAAAAAAGAUGAAAAAAAACUUUUUCAGAAAGCUUUUCAUUGUCACUGGAUGAAGGCAUGUAAAGUGUUACUAUUUAAAUGCAAAAGGUCCUGUUGAAAAUAAAACUACAGAAGUUCAAUACCAUUUAGUCAAAACUGCAAUAAAUGUUCAAUGUUUAA